This is a messenger RNA of Eremothecium sinecaudum, 2661 nucleotides long. It is a transcript of the gene SFB3, whose product is annotated as Sfb3p. Gene Ontology annotation, biological process: COPII-coated vesicle cargo loading; endoplasmic reticulum to Golgi vesicle-mediated transport; intracellular protein transport. The transcript has a single exon. Lineage: Eukaryota; Fungi; Ascomycota; Saccharomycetes; Saccharomycetales; Saccharomycetaceae. Gene Ontology annotation, cellular component: COPII vesicle coat; endoplasmic reticulum exit site. The record is from RefSeq and is a predicted model, not a curated record. The coding region runs from base 1 to 2661 and encodes 886 amino acids. Gene Ontology annotation, molecular function: SNARE binding; zinc ion binding.
AUGAACGGUCUAGAGGGAAGCGUCUCGAAGCUUUCGCUGGAAAACAACAGUAAGAAGCAUAAAAGGCCAUUUCGCGCAUUCCACUCUUUUAAUGAGCCUACUAAUCAGUACCAAAACUUCGGAGCCAUCCCACAUACCGCUUCUACUACCGAAAGUUCUUUUUUGAACCCCCAAUCUGGUGCUACAACGCACCCUUUAACUGCUAAUGAGCCUGCUCCUCCAUCGUCUCAUUUGGUUCCAGAACAACGGAUAUUGGACCAGCAACAAAUGCUGACCCGCACAUUUGUUCCUGCAGCUGAAUCUCCUCCGCCACUAGCGACUACACAGUUUUAUAGUUCUAACCAAAAUUGCUGUGAUCCGAGAUUUAUGUCCUUAUCUGUGUACAACAUUCCGGAGAGCGAGACCUUGAGGGCAGCGACCAAGUUGCCAAUCAGUGUUAAUGUGCAGCCUUUCGCGAAAACAGCUUUUGUUGACGGUGAUGUACCGUUGGUUCCACUUGAAGGUGAUGGUCCAUUACGUUGUAGGCGUUGUAGGGCAUAUGUGAACCCCAAAUCUACAUUUACUUAUGAUUCUAAGAUGGUGUGCAAUUACUGUCAAAUCAAGACACAAGUUUCUCAGCCUCAAUAUUUUUCUAUGGGUGCUAAUGGUCAAAAUCUUGGCUCUGUAGACAGACAAGAGUUAAAUUGUGGUGUAGUUGAUUUCCUUGUUCCAAGUGAGUACCAUGUCAAGCCAAAUCAACCUACUGUUCCACUUCACUAUGUGUUUUUAGUCGACAUUUCCUCUUGGGCGAACGAAAAUAAAAGUUCUCUAACAGUUCUGGAAGGUGUAAGAACCUCCAUUACCUACAUUGCGGAACACCAACCAAAUUGUAAAGUAGCCAUUAUUGCGUUCGACCGUUGGUUAAGAUUUUUUAAUUUGAGACCGGAAGCAAACCGAGCACAGGAAUUGGUGGUUUCUGAGCUAAGUGAAGUGUUCCUGCCUCUAUUCCAUGGACUCUUUGCUAGACCUGCAGAAUCUAUGCACGUUAUCCAAGACACACUGCUAAAACUCGAAACUUUCAUCCAAGACGAUAAGUUUUCUCACAAGAACGAAGCAUGCUUUGGAUCAGCAAUUGAUGUUGCUAUGCUUGCCUUGCAGACCUGCACCAACGGUAACGGUGGUAAGAUUAUCGCGUCACUGAACAUGAUACCUACUCUUGGAGAAGGUAAUUUAUCCAUCAGUAAAGACGAUGGGACCAAGAAGCACCUAAAUUGUGAAAAUGAGUUCUACACCAAGAUUGCCCAAAGUAUGCUCAAAUCCUAUGUUUCGAUAGAUUUGUUCUGUACAGGCUCUGCUUUUAUGGACCUGGCCACUAUCGGUCAUCCUUCGCUAGUCACGUCAGGGCGUUUACAAUACUAUCCAAAUUUUAAUAUAGACAAAGAUGAAUUCAUCCUUGUCAAUGACAUGCUACACUCGGUUUCUAGCAACAUCGGUUACCAGGCUCAACUAAAGGUGAGAUGUUCUUCUGGACUUUCUGUCCAGAACUACCUUUCUGUUGCAUGUGGAAACUCGGACAAAGACCCGAUUAUUCCAGUUGUAACGACAGACCAAAGUUUUGAUGUAUUGUUCAAGUACGAUGAGGUAUUGCGCUCGAGAACUGACGUAUACUUCCAGGCCGCCAUCCUCUACACCGACCUGGAUGGAAACAGGAAGGUGCGUACCAUUAAUACCACCGCUGCUGUUAGCACUAGUGUCGGGGAAAUCUUUAAGUUUGCAAACCAGAAUGUUAUAACAAGCAGCAUCAUAAGGGACAUUUUAUCCAAAAUGAAGGAAUGUAACGUUACUCAGCUUCGGAAAACCAUAGACACCCGCUUAACAGAAAUCUUGGCUCAGUAUAGAGCGCACGUGGACGGUUCCAGUAGCACACAGCUAAUUCUUCCUGACGCUCUUAAGUUCCUCCCAGCCUAUUUCCUGUCGUUUAAGAAAUCCUACCUUCUCCACAGUAAUAACUACUCGAGCCGCGAUAACGAUCGUGUCGUGGAUUAUUUCAAGUUCUGGCAACACAACCAGCCACAAUUCUCCUACAAACUCUACCCCCAAAUUUUCCCCUUACACGAGCUUCUAACCCCAGAAGAUUACACGUUUUAUGACGAGAACAACCUCCUUCUCCAAUUAUACUCAACAUCCGCCCUGACUGUCCGCAACUCCCACUCUGCCCUUGUUAACGGUGGUUGUUACCUCAUUUUUCAGGGCGAUCUAGUGUACCUCUGGUUCAACGAAAAUACAAACCCCCACUUACUCCAUGACCUUCUAUCAAUAAAAACCCCCGCAGAUUCGAUUAACUACGCCCACCUGUCAUUAUUCGGAGCGCAAUUCCCUGUUCUAGAAACUGACAUCAAUUCCCAAGCGCGUAACAUAAUCCAAUACUGGGCUCGACUAGUCAAUCGCUCCUUCUUACCUGUCCUCCUCCUAAGACCAAACGUUGACUCAUACUACUCCCAAGUACUAGCAGCGCUCAUGUGUGAAGACAAGUCAGUGGAAUCACUCGAAUGCUACGAUAACUACCUACUACUACUACAUCGUACAAUUAAAGAAAACGUCCAACAAGACCGCUUCACCAAACUUUCCUCCUUUAACAAAGAAGGGAACGACAGCAUCGCCCAGCGAUUCAUACAUUUCUAG